Molecule: messenger RNA, 760 nt
Organism: Aaosphaeria arxii CBS 175.79
Lineage: Eukaryota; Fungi; Ascomycota; Dothideomycetes; Pleosporales
Exons: 4
Coding region: 175-657 (160 amino acids)
Source: RefSeq, a predicted model, not a curated record
CUCCGUCCUCCGCUUUGAGAAUCGUAACUUUUAUGCAGCCACAUCAACAAUGCUUCUCUAGACCAGCGCCGACUUCUUUUCUCUGAUUACUUGUGGAGCUAUUUAAAUCACUUCCACGACCGCUUAUCUCUUGCCACUGUCUUUCUUUCAUCACGCCGUACCGAACCCGCAACAAUGCCCCCGAAAUCAGGGCACCAGCGCGCGAAGAACGUCGACUAUGACGAUGACGAUGUCUACGAUGAUGAUGAUUACUACGAGGAAGAAGAUGGCGGCAACCUAAUGUCAGACGAAGAUCGAGAGCAAAUGAGGUUAGGCACAAUCAAAGUCAGGGAGGCUUUAGACUCAAGUACAAACGUCACGGAUGCUCAAAUACAAGAGGCAUUGUGGAAUUACUACUAUGAUGUCGGCAAAUCGGUCACAUAUCUCAAGAAUAAGUUUGCGCCCAAAGCUGCGCCUCAGCCAAAGAAACAGAAGCCAGUGUCACGGUUUGAUCAAGCAGCGAGCGCUGCGGGCGCAGAGGUCAAGACAACACCAGGUAAGCUCUUUCAUUUUAUAUACUAUAUAACGAGCCAUCAUGCACCGCACCUUUCCCGGAGCCACUCGUGCGCACGAAUGUCAAUGUCCACGAUUGUUCGAUCAAACCCUUCAGCUGGCUAAAGACUCCGCAGUCUUUCCCCUGCCCGUAUCGAUGGAUUAUACCUACGAGACUUCAGAGGACUUCUUCGCCGACGUUCCUUGGGGCAAAGUGCCUCCGCACCGA